GUGCCGCGGGCGGACAGAGGGGCCAGCAGCCGGGGUCGCUCCAUCCCCGCUUCCGGCCGCGCCUCGCUGCUCUGGGAGCGGCUGCGGCGGCGUACGCAGUUUCCAUGGGGACUGAAGAUGGCGCCGCGAGAUAAACGGCUGUCUUCUACCCCGCUGGAAAUCCUGUUCUUUCUGAACGGGUGGUAUUAUGCUACCUAUUUUCUGCUGGAACUCUUCAUAUUUCUGUAUAAAGCUCUCCUGCUACCAUAUCCAACAGCCAACCUAGUACUGGAUGUGGUGAUGCUUCUCCUUUACCUUGGAAUUGAAGUAAUUCGACUGUUUUUUGGUACAAAGGGGAACCUCUGCCAACGAAAGAUGCCACUUGGUAUUAGCGUGGCCUUGACCUUCCCAUCUGCCAUGAUGGCCUCCUAUUACCUGCUGCUGCAGACCUACGUACUCCGCCUGGAAGCCAUCAUGAACAGCAUCUUGCUCUUCUUCUGUGGUUCAGAGCUGCUGCUUGAGGUGCUCACCCUGACGGCUUUCUCCAGUAUGGACAGGAUUUGAAGUACAAGCAUUUCAGCCAGCAGCCCUCAUGGGCUGAGACCACAGAUUCUUCUGGUCUUUAGCCACACCAAUGAGAAUUGGUGGGUCAGGUUGUCCUGGGAAGGGUUGCAGCUUUUCCUCAACACAGACAUUCGGGCAACAAACUGAGUGUGAGGCCACUGGGCAUCAUCUUCUAAACCAGGACCAUCAGCCUAAGAGAACUGUUGUAUACUCCAGUGUAGGGAGGGGCAAGGCUGGCCCAUCCUGGCCCGUCUCAGAACCAGUUCCCUGCUGAGCUCCAGUUCUCUUUGAUCCUCGUGGCCAGAGCAUCUUGUGUGGACCCUGUAGGCUCCUUGGGCUUCCAGCAGGACCAGAGCCACAUACUCCUCGUAUGUGCUGUGCCACCCCUGUCACACGAGCACAGAGAGCCUCGGGACGGUCUGCUCCCAGGGUGAUGCACAAGCCUCUCACCUUGUUCCUCAGAGACUGAGCUCCAGAACUUUAUUAGCGGCUCAUAGUGUUAUUUUUCUACUCUCAUCAUGAAACAAACGUUAUUUUAUAAUAAACGUGUAUUUUCUAUCAUGGGAGUUGUAGCCUUUUCCUUAUGGCACCUGUCCCUAGAAUUUCAUCCACUCCAAGGGAAGGCAGGGACUCUCCCAGCGGUUUGUUCUCAGGCUGUGCUGAGCGAUUGUGUGUGGACACAAAAGCAGUGAUGAUUUUCUUCCUCCAGCUCUAGCCUGAAUUAAUCCCUAAAGGCAUUGCCAACUUCUGUAUCUUCUUCAAGCCUGUCAUCCUAAAAGACUGCUUAUAUUCUUCACCUCUGCCUCAAAGCCAGCAUUUUUUCUCUCAUUCCUCCUACAGAUCAUUGUCAGCUUACCAGAAUGAGGCAUGAAUACUUGGAAGAAGCAUAUUCAAAACUUGCCAGUAUUUUUUGGUCAUUUUAAAAUUUCAAGUUAACGUAAAAGGAAACAUACUUUCUUUCCUUCCUUCCUUUUUUUUUCUUUCUUCCCUUUCCUU
Zalophus californianus (California sea lion) is the source of this 1539-nucleotide messenger RNA. RefSeq names its product transmembrane protein 216 (gene TMEM216). Gene Ontology annotation, cellular component: ciliary transition zone. Gene Ontology annotation, biological process: non-motile cilium assembly. The transcript has 5 exons. NCBI's taxonomy places the organism in Eukaryota, Metazoa, Chordata, Mammalia, Carnivora, Otariidae. The record is from RefSeq and is a predicted model, not a curated record. The coding region runs from base 118 to 543 and encodes 141 amino acids.